Messenger RNA from Penicillium griseofulvum, 891 nucleotides. Its product is annotated as 5'/3'-nucleotidase SurE. NCBI's taxonomy places the organism in Eukaryota, Fungi, Ascomycota, Eurotiomycetes, Eurotiales, Aspergillaceae. Bases 1 to 891 code for a protein of 296 amino acids. The transcript is spliced from 3 exons. The record is from RefSeq and is a predicted model, not a curated record. Gene Ontology annotation, molecular function: nucleotidase activity.
AUGCGGUUUCACCUUGCAAUAUUCCCUCUGGCUGCUAGUGCGGUCAACAUCGUCUCAUCCAACGAUGAUGGAUGGGCAGAAGUGAACAUCCGCUCUUUCUUCGAGUCACUAGGAGCGGCAGGACAUUCGGUUGUUGUAUCUGCACCGGCCGAAAACCAAAGUGGCAAGGGGUCAAAGCAAAGUCCGCCGACUGUCCUGACUGAGCCUUGCCAAUUCAAUAGCUGCCCAUCUGGUAGUCCGGCUGUGGGAUUUAAUUCCUCAGAGCCCCGACUGGGAUAUGUCAAUAGCUACCCGGUGACAUCGAUGCAAUAUGGAAUCGAUUCGCGCGCCCCGCAGUUCUUCAACGGCCCUCCGGACUUGGCGGUCGCAGGUCCAAAUGUUGGCAGUAACAUUGGCCUUACAGCUUACAUUUCUGGCACAGUAGGCGCCGCCACCUACGCUGCGCACGCUGGGAUCCCCGCUAUUGCGUUCUCAGGUGCAACUGGCUCCGAGACUUCAUGGGAUACCACCCCGCGACCUCACUACAGUGAUGUCUAUGCCGAUUUGGCAACUAACUUGACAAACCAGGUGGUUGCUGCUGGCAAACCGUACCUGCCGAACGAUGUCUGGUUGAAUGUCAAUUUCGGGAAGGUCUCUGACUCAAAAUGCACCAAUCCGGCUGAUUUCUCUUUCGUCCUCUCCCGCAUCCAUAUUGCACUUCCACUUAUUACCCCGGAUGAUGUGACCACGUGCGGAAGCUCAAGAUUGCCAAGCGAACUUGAAGUAUCGCUAGCGUCUGGAUGCUAUGCAAGUGUCUCGGUCGGGAUGGCAGCUUCAAAGAGCGACGCCAAUGCUACAAUGCAGGAAAUUGUUUUGAAGAACCUGGGCAAUUUGUUGACUUGUCUACCGUGA